GUACUUUCGCUUUCCUGCGCAGUCUGCGGAGAGGCUCAGCCACACCCGGGUACCACACCGGGUACAGCACCUGUUCGACCCCCGACGGAGAAGAAGCAAGCCGGCGCUCCCGGGAGAGGCAGCACCCCCACAUCUCCGCUGCCGCGGCCGCGAGCGUCCACGCCCACCCCUGCCUGACUCCAGCGCCGAGAUGUCUCAGUGGUAUGAGCUUCAGCAGCUUGACUCCAAAUUCCUGGAGCAGGUUCACCAGCUUUAUGAUGACAGUUUUCCCAUGGAAAUCAGGCAAUACCUGGCACAGUGGCUGGAAAAGCAAGACUGGGAGCAUGCCGCCAACGAUGUUUCGUUUGCCACCACCCGUUUUCAUGACCUCUUAUCACAGUUGGAUGAUCAGUACAGUCGCUUUUCUUUGGAGAACAAUUUUUUGUUGCAGCAUAACAUAAGGAAAAGCAAGCGUAACCUUCAGGAUAAUUUUCAGGAAGACCCAGUACAAAUGUCUAUGAUCAUCUGUAGCUGUCUAAAAGAAGAAAGGAAGAUCUUGGAAAAUGCCCAGAGAUUCAGUCAGACUCAGUCGGGGACUAUUCAGAGCACUGUGAUGUUAGACAAACAGAAGGAGCUUGACAGCAAAGUCAGAAAUGUGAAGGACAAAGUUAUGUGUAUAGAGCAUGAAAUCAAGACCCUAGAAGAUUUACAAGAUGAAUAUGACUUUAAAUGCAAAACUUUGCAGAACAGAGAACAUGAUGCCAAUGGUGUGGCAAAGAAUGAUCAGAAACAAGAACAGAUGUUACUCCAGAAGAUGUAUCUAAUGCUUGACAAUAAGAGAAAGGAAGUAGUUCUCAAAAUAGCAGAGUUGUUGAACAUCACCGAACUUACCCAGAAUGCCCUGAUUAAUGAUGAGCUCGUGGAAUGGAAGCGGAGACAGCAGAGUGCCUGUAUUGGAGGACCGCCCAAUGCUUGUCUCGACCAGCUGCAGAACUGGUUCACCAUAGUUGCAGAGAGUCUGCAGCAGGUUCGUCAGCAGCUUAAAAAACUUGAGGAGCUGGAACAGAAAUACACUUACGAGCACGACCCUAUCACGAAAAACAAGCAAGUGCUGUGGGACCGCACCUUCAGUCUUUUCCAGCAACUCAUUCAGAGCUCAUUUGUGGUGGAAAGACAGCCUUGCAUGCCAACUCAUCCUCAGAGGCCCUUGGUCCUGAAAACUGGGGUACAAUUCACCGUGAAGUUGAGACUGCUGGUGAAAUUACAGGAGCUGAAUUAUAAUUUAAAAGUCAAAGUCUUAUUUGAUAAAGAUGUGAAUGAGAGGAAUACAGUAAAGGGAUUUAGAAAGUUCAACAUACUGGGCACACAUACGAAAGUGAUGAACAUGGAGGAGUCCACCAACGGAAGUCUGGCCGCCGAGUUUCGACACCUGCAACUGAAAGAACAGAAGAAUGCUGGCACCAGAACUAAUGAGGGCCCUCUCAUUGUUACUGAAGAGCUUCACUCCCUUAGUUUUGAAACCCAGUUGUGCCAGCCUGGUUUGGUAAUUGACCUCGAGACGACCUCCCUCCCCGUCGUGGUGAUCUCCAACGUCAGCCAGCUCCCGAGCGGCUGGGCCUCCAUCCUGUGGUACAACAUGCUGGUGACAGAACCCAGGAAUCUGUCCUUCUUCCUGAACCCGCCUUGUGCACGAUGGUCUCAGCUUUCAGAGGUGCUGAGUUGGCAGUUUUCUUCUGUCACCAAAAGAGGUCUCAAUGUGGACCAGCUGAACAUGUUGGGAGAGAAGCUUCUUGGUCCGAAUGCUGGCCCCGAUGGUCUCAUUCCGUGGACAAGGUUUUGUAAGGAAAAUAUAAAUGAUAAAAAUUUUUCUUUCUGGCUUUGGAUUGAAAGCAUCCUUGAACUCAUUAAAAAGCACUUGCUGUGUCUCUGGAAUGAUGGGUGCAUCAUGGGCUUCAUCAGCAAGGAGCGAGAGCGGGCUUUGCUGAAGGACCAGCAGCCCGGGACAUUCCUGCUGCGGUUUAGUGAGAGCUGCCGGGAAGGCGCCAUCACGUUCACCUGGGUGGAGAGGUCCCAGAACGGAGGCGAACCUUACUUCCAUGCCGUUGAACCCUACACGAAGAAAGAACUCUCUGCUGUUACUUUCCCUGAUAUCAUUCGCAAUUACAAAGUCAUGGCUGCCGAAAAUAUUCCAGAGAAUCCCCUGAAGUAUCUGUAUCCAAAUAUAGAUAAAGACCAUGCCUUUGGAAAGUAUUACUCCAGGCCAAAGGAAGCCCCAGAACCAAUGGAACUUGAUGGCCCUAAAGGAACUGGAUACAUCAAGACUGAAUUGAUUUCUGUGUCUGAAGUACACCCUUCUAGACUGCAGACUACGGACAACCUCCUCCCCAUGUCUCCCGAGGAGUUUGACGAGGUAUCUCACGAGGUGUCUCAGCUAGUGGGGUCUGUAGAAUUCGACACUAUGAUGAAUGCAGUAUAGAGUAUGAAUUCUCAUCUUCUCUGGAGACAUUUUUCCUUCCCAUGUGUGAUUCCCUCCUGCUACUCUGUUCAUUCACAUCCUAUGUUUCUAGGAAAAUGAAAGGCUAACAAAUUUGCUGCAACCUGUUGAUAGCAAGUGGAAUUUUCCCAAUUCAGAACCAUCUGUUACUCUGAAGGACUUCAUGAAUCUUACUGAAGGUAAAAUUUAAAGGUACUCUCCCACAGUGUGGGUUUUGCAAAUGGAAAACAUCCAAACAGACCCAAAGCAUCAGGACUAGAAUGAGAGUCCUUUGGGAUACCUGAGUUUAGCAACAUCUAGCAAAUACUGUGCAUAGGGUCGAGACCCAGCUGCUACACAUUGUUAGCUAGAUCACACUGUUAUUUAGGGAACUUCUGAUGUAGGAACGGUAAAUCUCUGUUCUGAAGAAUUCUUAUUUUAUGAUAUCAAAAUUGUUCUAACUUAAAUAUGGCUGGAAGUUUUCCAGUGGUCUAUCUCUGAAAUAGUUCAAAGUUUAUAUAAAAUUAUAUAAACUGCUUAUCAAAGGUAGUCAUUGCUCAUCUGGGCAGGGGGAGAAGGUUACGUUCUUUAAUUUUAUUACAUCUUCCACAUGGCUAUUUAAAACUAAAGACAGAUUCUCUCUUGGGAAAAUUAGCUUUGUUGGAAGAAUUGUUUGUUAUGGUUAUAAGAUACUGGCUAAUAUCAGUAGAAGGAAGUACAUUUUCCAAAGUGAUGAGUAGUGUUUCUGUUUAAACUUGAAUAUCCAAAGCUGAAUAUGUUUUGCCUUCAUUGUGGCCACUAGUAGAUGAAAUUAAAUUGUCUUUGCAGUUCCAUCAAGGCAGCCAGGCUACUAACAAUAGUUCUCUCAAGGCAAAACACAUUAUUUUUUUGAAGUUAAAAUUAACAAUAGAUGCAGAUAAACUCAGAAAUUCAAUUCAUGUUUCUUAAAUGAGUUCAUUGGUCUCUCUUGUUAGUAUAUUAGUCAUAAAAUGUAGUUUCGCAAUUUUCGAAUUGGGAAAAAAAAAAAGGAAAUGACACCUCAAAUCAUUAAGCAGCGAUAAUAUGAGAAUUAAAUAAUUUUAAAACCCAUGCCCUAUGUAAUUACAUCAAGAACUGCAUAUUUUUCACUGUUAAAUGUGUUUUUUCUCACAAAUACAUAAUGGUUCCAUUAUCUCUCCUAUGCUUUUUCCAGAUACUGUUGUGAAUGGGUGCUCUUUUGUGAAGUGUUGUGUGUUACUUACCUUCUUACUGAUGCAAAAAAGUGGUUUGGGGGAUGGGUUUGACAGGGUCCUCCCAGAUAAUUUUCAGAUUGCUGUCUUUGUGGCUGCACCUUGUAUUUCCACUGUCACCUCCACAAUAUGAAUGCUGUAUUUUUCUUUGAUGGGGAUAAAGUUUUCUUUACAUCUAUUUUAAAACUAAAACUAACAUUAUAUCUUUAACUGCAAUAUACACAUGAUACUUUCUUGGUAUUGCACACAAAUGAAGGCCUCCUCUCAGUUUUUACAUAAGAUGUCAUGAAUCUGACUGGGUUUGGGUUGCCUUUUUAAGUUGUAAUGAUGAAGGAACAAAGAAAACAAUGUUUUUUUAAAAUUUUGUUUCUAAUUGCUGGUAUUUAACUAUUUGUUAUAUUUUUGCCCUUUGAGAAUGAUUAAUUUGGCUUGGUUUCAUUUUACUGCACUAGCCAAGAGUUUAUAUUUAAGAAGUUUUAAACUUCUAAUGUUAGUCUCUUAUUAAUAGCAUUUGGUGUAAAGAUUUUAAAAAGUUACUGGCAUUAUGUAUAGUUAUGAUUAAAUAUAAAAAUAUAUAAGUCCUUAUUUUAAAAGAUUAAUAAUACCAUUUUCCUAAGUGUUGCCCUUUCCUACCCUGCUUGUAAUCAGAAUUGCUAUAACAUAUUAAGAUAGAUCAGUGGAAGAGAUCGGAGAACAAACAUUGGAGCAACCUGUAAGGGGUGCCAUCAAAAGCAUAUUAAAAAAAAAAACACUUUGGUCUUCAUGACUACAGCUGCCUCCAAAUGCACAAAUAAUAUGACAUUUGCUUUUAAAUUUAUUUAGGCACUAAGAUAUUUUUUAAGUACAUGAAAAGUGGGACUCUUGUCUCCGGUCCAGUGAUCUAAAAUCCAUGAUUAGAUGAGUUCUAUUGAGGAAUUAUUGCACUCACACAAAAAAGGUACCAUUUUUCUCCAAAGAUGUCAUAAGCUAGAAAGCCAUGCCCUUCUCAAAGUAAAAAGCACUGUGUGAUGAAAAAUAAUUCUAUAAGAAAAGACAUAAUCAUCAAAAAGGGACUGGCAAGUUAGACUUAACUAUUUGAAGAAUUAUAAGGGAAUAGUGGUAUAGGCUUGAAAUCUGGUGUCAUAAAUACAAUCAUUCUCAUCUUCAUAUCUACAGUAUUUGCAUCUAGGAAACAAAAUUAUGAACACUGAGAGCUGUGUAUCUCCAGAAAUUAAAGGAGAUAUGUCCUGGCUAGCUAGCACAGUUUGUGUAUUAAAUUCCUAUUAUAUCAUCAUAAGUAGUAACUAAAUAGAUCCUAGCUUAGAGAGGGUUGCGUAUUUUCUGGUAUGGUUUGUAGGUUGUUGUAUAAGCCGAGAGCUUAUAUGAAUCACUGGGGACACAUCUCUUCUCGUUAAUCAGAGAGAGUUCUGUGGUAGGAUUAAGUGAGCAAAAUCUGUUUGUUGUCUUUAAGCUAAAGUGGACUGUGAGGGCAAGUCUUAAUGAACAAAACAGUCCUGCUGUAACAUCUUAUUACUGUCCCAGAGAAAGGGGCGGAAAAGCUAGAAAGUGUUUUGAAAACUCUUGUACCUACCUUUUGAACUGGGAUGCUGUUCCUAAAGUGAGGGGUAUUUCUUCAUGUGGCUUCUUUUGGUUAGUUAAGAUAGAUUCCUUCAUUCAUUCAUUCAUCAAAUGUAUACUGAGCCCUUGCUAUGAGCCAGGCACUAUUCUAGAUGUUUGGGAAACAGCAGUAAUGUUUUCAGAUGCUGUAAAGCAAUCACCUUAUUAAAAGUUAAGAUUUGUGAAGCAUACAUAGCCAAAAGCUAUAAAUAAUUUAAAUAUUAUAUAAAAAUAUACACAAUUUCACAAAAUGGCAUUUAAAUGCAAUUUAGGAAGGCCAUAGAUAAUCAGUACCUAUUUUUAGAAUCUUCUUUAUAACUUUUAAAUGAUGCCAACUGAAUAAUACACAGCUUCCAAGUUUUGGUGAACUAAUUCAGGGUUAUGUGCUUGCUAUACUCACUGAGAAAUUAAAUACUCUUCUUGCCUAGUUGAAAAGAAGAAAACAAAACCAUACUUAAGCAGUUUUUAAAUUAAAUUUAUUUUAGGUGUAUCAGGAAAAUAAAGGUACCUUAAAGGGAGAAAGCUGUCACACACAAAGCAUCAAAUUCUAUGAAUUCCUCUCUAAUACUUUGUAAUGCUAUUAUAACACUCGAAAACCUUACCAAGUACCACCUAACACACUCAUGGGCUGCUUCCCUGUACCAUCUGGUCUACGAUCUAUGCAUUUAAUCAUUUUAUUUUAAGAAUUAGCACAUGUAAUGGGAAAAAUAGCCCCACCCCCUAAAAAGUCCCACAAAAAAUAAUGAUCCUGUAUGUGGAAUAAAUACAUCUUAAUUUUUCACUACUUGGGAUUUUUCAUACAUUUGGUUCCCUUGCACUGCCAUGCUUUAUUUGUGGAUGUCUAUAUGUAUAACUGAAGUUGACUUUGUUUCAAGACUCACAUUGUAGUGUUUGUACUUGACCUUAAAACUCUGCAGAAAUAAGGUCUUUGCUAAUAUGCAUGUUGGUGGAUAUUGUAUUCAUAAAGGAAAGAGUCAGUGUUGCAGGAUGUAAGCAAAGAGCAUGGGACCAAGUUCUGUAUCACAGGCCACUCUUGGGUCUCAGCUUCAUUUAUAAAAAUGAGUAGAAAUUGAUUAGAGAAAUUCUGAGUUCUCUUCCAGGUUCUAAAAUGUCAGUAAUGCAGACAUGUAACACCGUUUGAUUCCUAUAGCAAAGCAGAUUUGCUUUAUAGCAGAGACAACUUUGGUAGACAAAAAUGGAACAGCCGUGGUGUUCAUCUACCUUAUUGAUGGUUAGAAAACCAUACACACUAACACUCAACCUGAAAGGAAAGCGUGGGCAGUACUCUGAGAACAGGGGUUUCUGGCACUGGAAGUGAAUGCCAUUCCUAUAUAUAAAUGACUCAUUUGGGGGCUGAGUUUUGACAGUUGGGCCAACUUAAAUCCUAGGGUGGUAGCACUAGAUUCAACUUCUCAAAGAGAUUUCAAGACUGUAAAAAUAGCCUCUCCUCCCAUUAAGGAGGCUAGAAAUCCUCCUAUGGAAGGACAUGUUUAGUUAUUCAAUUCCACAACUAUUCACUGAGCAUGUCCUAACUGCAAAAAGGACAGUGUUAACUUCUGGCAGACUAGAGACAUGCUUCCCUGUUCCUCACCUUCAUGGAUGAACUUGUGGACCCCUCACCUUGCACUGUAGUACACAUUAGAAAUGGUUUCUUGAUUUCAACCAGACAUAGUUCCUAUGUGCCAACAGAGUUCCCAACCCAAUGAUGUAAGAGAAAACCUUAGUUGUUUUAAGAAAAUUAAUUUUUCACAGUUUUUUUGAUACAUGUAUUUAUUACACUGUAAAAAAACAACACUAACUGAUUUCAUUUAAAGAAGCAUUUCCCAAUUUCAGAAUACUUACAACUUAUAAUUUUAACAUUAGAUUCACUUAUGGGAGAUUCUGGAAGCAAUUACAUUCAUAGCUGUAUAAUUCCCAGGAAGAAGCUAAAUCCAUCGUCAGGUCAUUCAGACACUGCCAGACAACAGUUUCAAAUGGUUGAUAGCUAAUCCAGCUCUACAGCCAAAGAGCAGUGUAGACAGUAGUGGGGAAUGGCAUGUUACGCCCAAAGAUGAGAUCACUGAAACUGAGACCAGCGAAAACAAAAAUGUGUACAAAGCUUUAAAUUAACAUGAACAUACAGAAUUCUCAAGAGACGUAAAAAGCACAUAUGUGCCUAAAACUAAAAAGAUCUUUGGAAUAUAUUGGUGGCAGCAGUUAACAGCACAGUUCACAAGCAUUUAAACCAAAUGCACUCAUAACUACCAGCCAAUAGCAAACAUCCAGAGCAGGAAUCAGUGUAUAGUUAUAAAUAACAUCAUGGGUAAGGGCACGUUUAACUAAACCACAAGGGUUUUACAAAAUAGUUUUGUUCUGAGAAAAUAUAAAAACUCCUUGUUCCCAAAUAAUAGUUAGAACCUCUUUUAUUAAAGCCUCAAAUCAGUGGUAAUCUUCAAGCCACACAAUUGAACCAUCUUAAUUUUUCAUUUUAAUAUCGUAAAGCAAGCUGCUGUUUGAGCAAAGUUAUUUCAAUUAAUUUCAAUAAAAACCAUCUAUUGCAUAAUAUCAUUGGGGGAAAGAUUUAUGCCUCCUACAGAACAUUUUGCAAGUACUACCUCUCUACAUGGCUUGCUAGAUCUGUGGAGCAAGACAGCAGCAGCCCAGCUGGCUGCCCACCCACCAUCCUUCCCACAAAAGCAUGCACUCUGGAACGGGCUUCAUGCCUGACACCAUUCAGGUUAGGAAUACUGGCCACGGUUCACGAAAGGAGGUGCUGUCUAGAUAACGGGAGGUGAUGGGUGAAGUCACUGACUUAGAUUGGAAGUAAAAAUCAAAGCACUUGGAAGCUGGCUGAAGUGGAUAAGGUGCCAUCAGGCAUAAUAAAGCUUGGAAGCAGCAGUGAAUGCUAAUAGAAAAAAAAGAGAAGGAAAUGGCUAUAUUAAUGUGGUAAUCACUGGCAUUCAUGUAAUUGAGGAUUCUGUUCAUUUCACUAAACACGGCUUCAAAGAAGUCCAUUUGUGUGUGUGUGCUUAAUAUCAGAGGUCCUCAUUAACAUACUCCUUCAUCCCUUUGAGGUAUAAGAUAAAGUAUGUGUGCAAUUCCUAGCAUAUACUGUUCUUUCACUUUUACAGUCCUUUUAACCUAUUUUCCCAAUUAAUCAUGAGUUAAUGAUGAGUCUCAAUGGUCUUUUCUUCUGAUUAAACUAUAGAAGCCCACCAAUGUUACACAAUAGAGAACUGGAAGAAAACUGGAGAUCUAGUGGUACCCCAAAGAGAAAAAUAUCUUGAUGCAGGCUUUUAACGACAGGUUUAAAAACAAAUGUUAUUUAUAGCAGUUCCCAUAAUAUCAGAUAACUUUGGUAGUUUAGAACAUUUCUGAACUCAUUCUAGAUACUGAAAAAUAUCUUCUUAAAGAGCCAUAUUAGCACAUCCCUUCACGUUUUAGACUGAUGAAUUUUGACUAGUAAUUUGUCUCUGGUUCAUCUUCUGUACACAGAUAACAUAGCUCUGAUGCCAGAAAUAUGAGGCAUUUUCUGACUUAUUGUUGAAAACAUGAAAACUGCAUAGUAUGCCAGCACCCAUUUUCCCAGCUAAAGGACAGAGGCAAAUAGAAGAUAAAUGUCUGGGAAGAGAGGCUGGGCUAAGGGGAUAUAGAAAAAGGAGGAAAACUUUUCAAAAGUAUUAUAACUACAUUCACACACGUUUUGGCCGCCAACAUAUCUUAAACAGAUUCCCUGAUAAAGUCUAAUCAAAAUUGGUCUAUUCUACCAACAGGUGUUAAAUAAUAGACUCUUUAAAGAGUCACAUCAUGAAGUGAGAGUGAUGGAAGACAUUUGAAACACAUGACCCUAAGUGCAUAUAGUUGUUCAAACACUCAAGCUAAAUCUAUAUUUGAAGUCUUGAAACCACACUAUUUGCUUCUAAAGGCAGCCUUGAUGCAUUUGGACAGACUGUACCAUAGUGCUUAAUUUAUCAAUGCAUGUCAGCAGAUAUCAUCAUUAACUGAAAAUUCACAAAACACAAAAAUAAAUCAAGAAGAUCACAUAGUUAAGCUAGAACUGGUAACUAUUUCUUUUGCAUCAAAUUAUACAAUGCCACAAGGUAAAUAUUGCUCACAUUAUGGAGGGAGAUUGUUUUAUUUCUAUUUUUUUCCAAAGAGAUCGUAUUUGUCCUGUGCAUAAAAUAAAGAAAACUCCAAUAACACUGAAAUGACAAAUGUAAAAUAUACAUCACUACCACAUAGAAAUACACAUGUUCUUCAUAAUCAUUUUCCACAAUUAAAUAGGUAAGUGAUUUAAAUUUUGGGAUUAAGAUAAUUAUAAUAAUCCAUCAAGAUUCUUAUGGACAGUUUGGUUUUCCUUUCCGUUGUCGGAAUCUCCUUGAGGUGUGUACUGGACUUGGUACUCCUGGAGGAUUUUAAAUACAUCAUGGUGUCCAAAGUGCAGCGCUUCAUCCAUAGGGGUGUUGUUCCACCUAAACAAGUAGCACAGCAGGGACUGGGUCGUUAGGUAAUUUAUGUACAAAGAUGAUAAUCCAGCAUUCUUAGAUUUUAAAUGCAGAUUAAAUGACCAUUCAAAUUGUACUCUUUUUAGCAAUACUGCAAGUAAAAAUUACUAGUACAAACACAGAGAGAGAUUUAGAAUUCAAAAAGUGGUUUCCGACAUGUUGGGAUAUGGGGAAGAAAAGAAAAAUAUCUUCCACGAAAGGAUCUUAUUUACAUGUCUGUGUAUAUGGAGAGGAACUUUCUAAGGGAAGUUCUGAUGUUGGCAGAUAUAUUAGAUCCUUUAGUAUUCAUGAAUUUUAAAUUCAUGAAGAGCUUAAAGUAUAUGUUUUUAAAUAAAAUGUUCAAAGACAAUUCAUGCAUAUAACAUCCAUCAUCCUUGCCUUUGACAGAAAAUUUGUGUUGCAGUCACUUCAAAAUCACAAUAAGUCUCAGAAAUCUAGAAAUAACCAUGACCUCAUUUGGGCUCAACCAUACAUUGGAGGAGCGAGAUCAACACUGAAGGAAAGGAUGUUUUAAUCAUUUCUGAUAAGGACUGGAAAGCCAGAAUCUCAGUCAGACUAUUACACAACCAGAGUAACAGCUAACCUUAUUACAGUAACCUUCUAGGGCUGUGCUAUUCAGAGUGAUGUACUGAAGAUUUGAGGAUAAAGAAGAUUAAUGAAGCAUUGCCAACAGUGGUUAAUCAGCUAAUUAUAGCUUGAGAAAGACAUCAGUAAGAGGAGACAGCACUAUAAAACUCACAGGCCAAGCCAAAGAGAGGGCAGGGUAUGGUAAUUAGUUCCCCAAUACUCCACAAACUAUUAAGCCUCUCUUCCCACUCUCUCCCUCUCUUCACUUAGGUCAUUUAACUUCUCCAUAGCCACCAGUCACUCUUCAUUUUUUCAUGUGUCACUUUUAUCACCUUCUGGGUUUUCUGAGCAUUAUUCCUUUUCAUCUGUUUUUAACCACCUACCCUUUUAAUAAGGCCACAGUAUAGAACCAAGAGACUUUUAAAAUAGUCUUAUUUUAAAAAUCUUUUUGGAUAAAGUUUGGUAGCCUUUUCUUAAUUUUUAAAAUCAGGUAAGUAAUGCUUUACGUAUACCUUUAUGUUUCCAAAGACAGCUGAACUUAGUUGUUUUGGGGAGUCAGUGGCCCUAAACUUGGAGGGGGUGGGGAAGUAAGAUGGGACUAACUUUUCAAUCAUCCCCUGUAGCAUGUACUUAUUUGUCUUAAAUUUCCUUUUAGAAAAAUUGAAUGUAAACUACAAGUUACAUUUUUUACCACUCUUCUUCCAUGAAAUAAUGCAAAAUAUCAACUUUAAAGAGUACACUAAUUUUUCUCAAGCCGAUUUUAUAAUUCUAGGUGAUGCUGAUUCUAUGAAAUAGAGAAAAGAAUUGUCUUGGGUCUCUUGCUUCCAUUCUAGAAUAGCUGAAUACCCAGUUACCAAGGUAGCUAACUUUUGCAUAUCAGAUGGGUACCUAUACUUCCACAUUCCUAGAGACCAAUUUAAGGAAAAAAUUUUUUUUUAAUUCAACCCUUAAAUAAAGCGUAUUUCCAACGUGUUAAAUAGUGGUUUUAGCUGGGCUUAACAGGGAUGGGGGUAUCUUUUCAGUUUCUUGCUCUAGAAAGAGCUGAUAAUGGGCAUUACAUUUGAGAUAAAAGGAUGGACUGUCACCCUAACAUGAAGUUUUGGAAUACUGCCAAUAAAGCAUAGUGAUUUUUAACAGCUAUAGGAAUAAAGUUAAAUAACCAAAGUGUUAAAACACUUAGAAAAUUGCUAACCAUUUUCAGACACUGACUUCAUAACUUCUCUGCAUCUCUUGCAAGCUGAAUUAUAAAACCCAAACCUCUAAUUAAAAUUAAAAAGUGAAAGCUUUAGUAAGCAGAAAAGCCUAAUAGUUAGACAGAAAUCAGCUGUUCCAAAGUUACUUAAUAGAGCUCCCAGUUCUCAGAUAUCAAACCCCAACUCUCAGGCAUAGAUAGCAAGCCUCUCCAUCAAGUAUUUUUUUCUUUCCAUUCUUCUAAAUCUUUAUUUCUCAUUACUCACUCCACUCCCCUCCAGUUAUAUAAUUUGAUAUAUAAAUAUAGCGUUUACUUAAAUAUAUAUGUAUAUAAGUAAGCUGCAUUCUUGUAUCCCCUUGAACUGCUCACUUUGGGUAUAUAGCAUUUACUGCAGGAUGAAUAGCAGCUUCCUAUGUUGACCAAAAAGAAGAACAGAGGGCAGAAUAUAUUCCAAGCAGAUUUCUCCCAAUAUAGAGUCCCCUUCUCUUCCUUCUGUGCCUUCAAAUCUUGUCUCUCUUCCAAAGCACUGAUUAAAAUUCAACUUCCAUGAAGCUUUCUAAGACUGAUCCCACCCAAAUCCAGGAAUUUUAACAAACUCCAAUAUACUUAGAGUCCUGGGACAGUAAUUUCCUUGUACAUUUUUAAUAUGCUUCUAUAAAUGUUUAUCUUAUCUACUCUUUGCGGUUAAAAAAACUCCAUGAGGACAAAAAUUCCUAUUUUCUCUUUCCAAACAAAAAGCAUUGUCUUCUUCAUACAGUGCAUGACUGAUAGUCAUACUAACCUGAAAUAUUCUACAUAAGAAACCAUUCUUAGAUAAGAAUCUAUCCAGCAGAAACAAAGUUUUGUUUGUUGCCUUUACAAACCACCACAGCAAAUUCAAGAAUGUCUCCAAUGCAUACAUAAUGGAUUUAAAUAUACCAUCGCUUGAAUAUUAUAACUCUGUAUAAUAAAGUACUGACUUGCCAGUUAUAUGUUAGAAGGUAACUAUGUGAGUGCUUACCUGUCCUUGGGGAACGGAUUUACUUUGCAGGCUUCCAGCAAAAAUUUAACAACUUCAACAUGACCUAUAUCCAAAACAAAAACAAGCAGAUUUCAGUAUGGAGUGGAAACGAAGUGUGGGAAAGUAAACAGAUGAGUGGUUCACGUAUUACCUUCUGCAGCAGCUACGUGGAGUGCUGUUCUAGAGUCAUAGUCUCGUUGUUCCAUGUCCAUGGCUGACAAAGCAAAUCUGAAAAUUUGGAAGCACAGCUAUUCAUUAUAUAUAUAUAAAAUUUAAUUCACACUUGUAAUAUUUACUGUAUUAGUUCACCCUAAGGGCCUGCCAGGUGCAAUCCUUCACAAGGCUCACUCAUGAGAACUUGAGACACUGUUCACUUAGUACACUGGCAUCUAGGAUAAAUGCCACAUCACCUCUCUUCCUUAGCUUGUUUUUUUGGGGGGGUGGCUGGGGGUAGGGAGGGAAGAAAACAUUGUUCACAGAACUGAGCUUCAUGAUGUUAUUGUGCAAAACUCAAGAAUAAGUGAUACAGUUAUACCAAAGGUUUUAUGCCUCAGAAGGGCAAGAAAUGCAUACCAAAGUUACAUGCUUUCACUAAAACUCACUUUCUUUAAACUAACAUUUUAUAGUCUACAGUUUACAAGAAGUACUAAUCAGAUUUAAUAACAAAGAUAGAAAUUAAGCAUAGACAUUUUUCCAAUUUAAAGAUCAGAUGCAACUCUAUAUAAGAGAUUUUAUGUUAAAUAUACAGUACUAUAUGGUCUUUCUAAACCUGGAGAGCUGCAGAAUACCAAAUGCCCCUAUUUUGUGCCACCACCACCCCACACACACACACACAAAAAGAAAAUGGGGAGUGGAGGGUAGAUGGGGAUUGAGAAGGAAUUAUCUAAUUCCAAUAAAACAGUAAUACUAAUUAGCCAGAUAGUUACCAUUGGGGAAAACAGGGCUGGGCUUUUACAGGAGGUAGAAAAGGACAAGACUAGACAGCAGUCCUAAGAGACUGGAAGUGAGGAUUUAAUGUAUAUUUUAUUUGGGUCACUUUUAAUAAAGAGACGUGAGACCUUAGAUAGCCUAAAAAACAACUACUUUCCAAGAAGCACGCUUAAUAAACAUCUGUAAAUCAUAUGCUACUCCACUGUGUUAACAUACCUUCGGAGUGCAGAUACAUCUCCAGUAUAUGCAGCAAACAAAAGGUUUAUCACUGACUUUACCUGUGAAGAAAAGAAAGUUCAGGCAUCCACUGGGAAAAAUAAAUAUAUAGAAUGUACAAGGUACAUAUAUCACUGGUAAAUGAUUUUCCAUGCGCUUUGAUCACUUCAGCUGGAUCACACACAAAAAGUUAUCACAAGCAUACUUUUAUAACCAAAAGAAUUCACGUGUGAUAAUAUGUUUCUUCUUUAAACAGAGAACUGUGAGGGAAAAUUCAACAAGGGUAAGAUACAUGAGGGAAGGAAUGGAAUGAUGAUGUCAGUUGGCCCAAAAUAAUGGAAACUUGCGACCUGUGAAACUCACAUGGUUGGAGGAAUUGAAAAUUGUUCAGAACAUUUCCCACUUAGUGUCUUUCAAUACUAAGAGCAGGCUCAGAUACUAACAAUAUCUCACAUCACAUCACUAAGAACUAAAUCAUACUAUAUAAAUGUCUAGUUCCUGCCAGUAAUCACUGUCCUAAUCCAUCACUGACUUCUUUGGAAAUCUUAAGAGACAAAACAUUCAGUAUUAAUUAUCAUGUUUAACUUAGGAAUAGAGCUAUACUUCACUGCCAAGACUGUCUUCGGUUCCAUGCCCAAGCUGUACAAAUUGAGGCAUUCUCAGCACCUAUGAUAUUACCUCUGCUCAAAAGGGGAUAAACUCCCCAAAUAUUAAGUUACUGCUUGUAGUUUAGUGCUCCAAAGCUUCAAAAUACAUCUACUUUUGACAAUUAUCUGCUUUCCUGUUCUUACAGUUAAGGAAAAGUUUAUCCUGAAGGUCAAUGGAGUUUGAUGUGCUUUCAUAAAGACUUUAUCCAACACUGUUUAUGAAAAACUAAGCUACUGAUCACUGUUUCUAAAUACUUUGUAAUUCCCAUUUUUGUCUCAUACUUUGCAACUUCAACAUUUAUACUGAUGAUCCAACUAAUACUGGACUCAAUGUUGGAAAACAGAAUAAAUUUAAUUGGAGGACUAGCAAGUAACCCAGCUCUCCACCAAUAGAAUCACAGCCUGGAGCUCUGCUUUCAAGAUCUUAAACAUGACAACCCCACCCCCACCCCAUUUCCACUAUAGCUUGCCCUUUCCUGCAGCCUGGGAACUUUUAAAUCUAACUGGAACUGACCACUGCUGACUCCUCUAAUUCAGCAUUCUCAAAAUGAGUCUGCAGAAACUAGUCCACAAGAUGCUUCAUGAAAAUAAGGGUACUGUGGUCAGGUAUGUUAUUAAAAUGCUGAAUCCCUUCUUGGAGAGUUCAUGAGCAGAUGAAUGGCUCUGUAAAUUUCUGCAGUGCUGGAAACUGUUUAGCAAAGCACACCCCCAAAGUAUUACUACUACUACUUGCUAUUGUUGUUGAUAUUGGCUAUGACACCAAUUAAACUCCUGAGGAGCACGUUUCAAACACCUUACCCUCAUUCUUUCAGUCCAUUAGCAACUUCCCUUCUGCGAUCUGCCUGCUAACCUCAACAGACUGCAACAGUUUUCUCAAUGAGGCUAAGGGGAAGAUUGACAAAAUCACCCAAAAUGUUUUUUUAUAUGUGUACACACACACACACACACACUUCCUCCCACUUUCAGUUUUACUCCUAUUCCUCAGUUUGAUACAUUGUAAGGAAAAGAGGCAAAUACAUAGUGUUUUGAAAAAACUCCCCAGGUGAUUUCAAUAUGCACCCUUUUUGGUUAUGAACCACUGUUCCAGGUACCUUAACUUUUUCCAUGUUACAUCAGAUCAAUUUUGAAUCCACAGUUCUUCCCUUUGUGCUCUUGGGCCACAGAAGCUGCAGCAUACUAAUGGGCGAUUACGAAUUAUCCUCAGUGUUUCUAACUGGUCCUUCAUCACUGCUUGAUAAUUAAAAAAAAAAAAAACCUUACUGGUUCCUUUUCACACAUAAAAAAAUGCCAA
Molecule: messenger RNA, 15604 nt
Organism: Choloepus didactylus (southern two-toed sloth)
Lineage: Eukaryota; Metazoa; Chordata; Mammalia; Pilosa; Megalonychidae
Gene: STAT1
Product: signal transducer and activator of transcription 1
Exons: 24
Coding region: 191-2455 (754 amino acids)
Biological process (GO): type I interferon-mediated signaling pathway; regulation of transcription by RNA polymerase II; regulation of cell population proliferation
Molecular function (GO): RNA polymerase II cis-regulatory region sequence-specific DNA binding; DNA-binding transcription factor activity, RNA polymerase II-specific
Source: RefSeq, a predicted model, not a curated record